CCUUGUCUUGAAAGUUUGAAGAUAUUUGGUUUCUGGAAUAACACAGAUUGACAUUAAUUGCAAAUAUCUUCUUAUAAAUUAUUUCAGUGCAUUUUUAUAGAUCUAAAACAUGCAGAUUUUCGUUAAGACCCUCACAGGGAAAACUAUCACCUUGGAGGUAGAAGCUUCUGAUACAAUAGAGAAUGUGAAGGCAAAGAUCCAAGAUAAAGAAGGAAUUCUCCCUGAUCAGCAACGAUUGAUCUUUGCUGGGAAACAGCUAGAAGAUGGAAGAACCCUUUCAGAUUAUAACAUUCAGAAGGAGUCAACACUCCAUUUGGUAUUGAGACUCAGAGGAGGAAUGCAAAUCUUUGUCAAGACACUGUCAGGAAAGACCAUCACCUUAGAGGUAGAAGCUUCUGAUACAAUAGAGAAUGUAAAAGCUAAAAUCCAAGACAAAGAUGGAAUCUCUGCAGACCAGCAGCGUUUGAUCUUUGCUGGCAAACAAUUAGAAGAUGGGAGAACCCUUUCAGAUUAUAACAUUCAGAAAGAGUCAACAAUACAUUUAGUAUUGAGACUCAGAGGAGGAAUGCAAAUCUUUGUCAAGACACUGUCAGGAAAAACCAUCACCUUGGAGGUAGAAGCUUUUGAUACAAUAAAGAAUGUAAAAGCUAAAAUCCAAGACAAAGAUGGAAUUUCUGCAGACGAGCAGCGUUUGAUCUUUGCUGGCAAACAAUUAGAAGAUGGGAGAACUCUUUCAGAUUAUAACAUUCAGAAGGAGUCAACGAUACAUGUGGUAUUGAGACUCAGGGGAGGAAUGCAAAUCUUUGUCAAGACACUGUCAGGAAAGACCAUCACCUUGGAGGUAGAAGCUUCUGAUACAAUAGAGAAUGUAAAAGCUAAAAUCCAAGACAAAGAGGGAAUCUCUGCAGACCAGCAGCGUUUGAUCUUUGCUGGCAAACAAUUAGAAGAUGGGAGAACUCUUUCAGAUUCUAACAUUCAGAAGGAGUCAACAAUACAUUUAGUAUUGAGACUCAGAGGAGGAAUGCAAAUCUUUGUCAAAACACUGUCAGGAAAAACCAUCACCUUGGAGGUAGAAGCUUCUGAUACAAUAGAGAAUGUAAAAGCUAAAAUCCAAGACAAAGAUGGAAUCUCUGUAGACCAGCAGCGUUUGAUCUUUGCUGGCAAACAAUUGGAAGAUGGGAGAACUCUUUCGGAUUAUAACAUUCAGAAGGAGUCAACAAUACAUUUGGUAUUGAGACUCAGAGGUGGAAUGCAAAUCUUUGUAAAGACACUGACUGGAAAAACCAUCAUUUUGGAGGUAGAUGCUUCUGAUACUAUAGAGAAUUUAAAAGCUAAAAUCCAGGACAAAGAAGAAAUCCCACCUGACCUGCAGCGUUUGAUCUUUGCUGGAAAACAGUUAGAAGAUGGUAGAACUCUUUCAGACUAUAACAUUCAAAAGGAGUCAACACUCCAUUUAGUGUUAAGACUUCGUGGAGGUAUGCAGAUCUUCGUUAAGACCCUCACAGGAAAAACCAUCACCUUGGAGGUAGAAGCUUCUGACACAAUAGAGAAUGUGAAGGCAAAGAUCCAAGAUAAGGAAGGAAUUCCCCCUGAUCAGCAACGUUUGAUCUUUGCUGGGAAACAGCUGGAAGAUGGAAGAACCCUUUCAGAUUAUAACAUCCAGAAGGAGUCAACUCUCCACUUGGUACUAAGGCUCAGAGGAGGAAUGCAAAUCUUUGUAAAGACACUUACAGGAAAAACCAUCACUUUGGAGGUAGAAGCUUCUGACACAAUAGAGAAUGUGAAGGCAAAGAUCCAAGAUAAGGAAGGAAUUCCCCCUGAUCAGCAACGUUUGAUCUUUGCUGGGAAACAGCUGGAAGAUGGAAGAACCCUUUCAGAUUAUAACAUCCAGAAGGAGUCAACUCUCCACUUGGUACUAAGACUCAGAGGAGGAAUGCAAAUCUUUGUCAAGACACUCACAGGAAAAACCAUUACCUUGGAGGUAGAAGCUUCUGAUACAAUAGAAAAUGUAAAAGCGAAAAUCCAAGACAAAGAAGGAAUUCCUCCAGACCAGCAGCGUUUGAUCUUUGCUGGCAAACAAUUAGAAGAUGGGAGAACCCUUUCAGAUUAUAACAUCCAGAAGGAGUCAACACUACAUUUGGUAUUGAGACUCAGAGGGGGAAUGCAAAUCUUUGUCAAGACACUGACAGGAAAAACCAUUACCUUGGAAGUAGAAGCUUCUGAUACAAUAGAGAAUGUGAAGGCAAAAAUCCAAGAUAAGGAAGGAAUUCCCCCUGAUCAGCAACGUUUGAUCUUUGCUGGGAAACAGCUGGAAGAUGGGAGAACUUUGUCAGAUUAUAACAUCCAGAAGGAGUCAACUCUCCACUUGGUACUAAGGCUCAGAGGAGGAAUGCAAAUCUUUGUAAAGACCCUCACAGGGAAAACCAUCACCUUGGAGGUAGAAGCUUCUGAUACAAUAGAGAAUGUGAAGGCAAAGAUCCAAGACAAAGAAGGAAUCCCUCCAGACCAGCAGCGCUUGAUCUUUGCUGGCAAACAGUUAGAAGAUGGAAGAACUCUUUCAGAUUAUAACAUUCAGAAGGAGUCAACACUACAUUUGGUAUUGAGACUCAGGGGGGGAAUGCAAAUCUUUGUCAAAACACUGACAGGAAAGACCAUUACCUUGGAAGUAGAAGCUUCUGACACAAUAGAGAAUGUGAAGGCAAAGAUCCAAGAUAAGGAAGGAAUUCCCCCUGAUCAGCAACGUUUGAUCUUUGCUGGGAAACAGCUGGAAGAUGGAAGAACUUUAUCAGAUUAUAACAUCCAGAAGGAGUCAACUCUUCACUUGGUACUAAGACUCAGGGGAGGAAUGCAAAUCUUUGUUAAGACACUGACAGGAAAAACCAUCACCUUGGAAGUAGAAGCUUCUGACUCAAUAGAGAAUGUGAAAGCUAAGAUACAAGAUAAGGAAGGAAUUCCCCCUGAUCAGCAACGUUUGAUCUUUGCUGGCAAACAGCUAGAAGAUGGGAGGACUCUUUCAGAUUAUAACAUUCAGAAGGAAUCAACUCUCCAUUUGGUAUUAAGACUCAGGGGAGGAAUCCAAAUUUUCAAGACUGGGAAAUCCGUCACCUUGGAAAUGGAAACUUUCGGCACUAUGCAGAGUGCGUUGGCAAAGAAGGGAGGCUGUAGCAGAGAAUAUGUGGCAGUUUACGAAUUAUAAAAGUGUGGACAAUUACUGUCAUGCCU
Messenger RNA from Eufriesea mexicana, 3222 nucleotides. RefSeq names its product polyubiquitin. Lineage: Eukaryota; Metazoa; Arthropoda; Insecta; Hymenoptera; Apidae. Gene Ontology annotation, molecular function: protein binding. The transcript has 4 exons. The coding region runs from base 110 to 3196 and encodes 1028 amino acids. The record is from RefSeq and is a predicted model, not a curated record.